This is a messenger RNA of Carcharodon carcharias (great white shark), 454 nucleotides long. RefSeq names its product histone H2A-like. Lineage: Eukaryota; Metazoa; Chordata; Chondrichthyes; Lamniformes; Lamnidae. Gene Ontology annotation, molecular function: DNA binding; structural constituent of chromatin; protein heterodimerization activity. Gene Ontology annotation, cellular component: nucleosome. The record is from RefSeq and is a predicted model, not a curated record. The coding region runs from base 17 to 409 and encodes 130 amino acids. The transcript has a single exon.
UUGUGAGAUUGUGGAAAUGUCUGGAAGAGGAAAGACCGGCGGAAAAGUUCGGUCCAAGGCCAAGUCUCGCUCCUCCCGGGCUGGACUGCAGUUCCCGGUGGGCCGUGUUCACAGGCUCCUGAGAAAGGGCAACUAUGCUGAGCGUGUGGGUGCCGGAGCCCCGGUCUAUCUGGCUGCUGUGCUGGAGUAUCUGACGGCUGAAAUCCUCGAGCUGGCCGGUAACGCGGCCCGGGACAACAAGAAGACCCGCAUCAUCCCCAGACACCUGCAGCUGGCCGUCCGCAACGACGAGGAGCUCAACAAGCUGCUGGGAGGGGUGACCAUCGCUCAGGGCGGGGUGCUGCCUAAUAUCCAGGCCGUGCUGCUGCCCAAGAAAACCAGCGCCGCUGCGGGCUCGAAGACCAAGUGAAGCGGCCAUUCUUUAAUCUAAUAACCCAAAGGCUCUUUUCAGAGC